Pseudomassariella vexata is the source of this 600-nucleotide messenger RNA. RefSeq lists its product as uncharacterized. The transcript is spliced from 2 exons. NCBI's taxonomy places the organism in Eukaryota, Fungi, Ascomycota, Sordariomycetes, Amphisphaeriales, Pseudomassariaceae. The record is from RefSeq and is a predicted model, not a curated record. The coding region runs from base 1 to 600 and encodes 199 amino acids.
AUGCACAAUCGUUGCCAGCAGAGCCAACCAAUACUGCAGUCCCUCAUUCGCCCAAACCUUGCCCCUGUCCGAGUAAAAGUUAUGUCCCAUGCUAUGUCAAAGGCAGAAUCACCGCUGUACGACUCUGCAACGGUCUUGGAUCCUCUCACCGCCAAGCUCUGCCUUUUCACAACCAACUACAUCACCGUCGAUACAAUCAACGAGUGUGGGUUUCACGAGCAGAAUAAGCUUAGUGCUGCAAAAAGACCCCUACUCCUGGGCGAGCUCCAAGAAGUCCUGUCCACAAGUGCUGAUGAGAACGCAGCAACGCAGAAACGCAGGUACCCAAUUAGUGCGGGCACUUUAAGCAGAUUGAAGAACUGUCCAACACUGUGCACCGCGCGAGCAAGAUUCCCCAUGCAAAUACAAGGUGUCCGUGGUCAGAUGGAGAUGGCUGACAACUCUGUUGGUGGAUUGUGUGUAAUCUACUUGGACGGGAACGAUUUCGAGACGGCAAACCGGUAUCUGGCUUGUGAAAUAAUGCUCCUACACCAGCACGAUGCUAAUGUCAAUGCUGUCGAUGAUCAAGUCCGGCCAGCGUCGCACGAGGCUAUCACCUAA